CGACGACGACUACGACGACGGCGGCGGCGACGACGGCGACAGCGACAGCGCGCGCAGUCAGUGACGUUACGGGGAUCCCUUCUGGUGCACACACGGUCCGCGGUCCGCUCAUUCGCUCCGUCUCGUCCAAAUAUAAUAAUAAUAAUAAUAAUACACAACGCACCGCGCGCUCCGCUGCACGGCCAGUCGCUCAAGCUAUAUAAUAUUAUUAUUAUUUUCGUCACUCACUCGAGCACACGCGCGCCGCCGCACCACACGUUGUCACGCUAACAUGUCGUCCGGGUGCUAGUCAUCAUCGCUGUCUGCUCGUUUGUUUGUUUGUUUGAUUUGUUUUUAUUUUAAGAAAAUACAUUUUUCUGUUUUAAUUUUUAUUUGAAAAGUUUUAUCUCGUUACGCGAUUUUUUUUCAUCCCCGAUCAAUUUUUGCUCGUUUCGUUCGUCCCGAUAAUCAUUAUUAAUACGUACUGACGAACGUCUUAUCAUAUCACAAUUAUAUUAUUUCUUACUCGUGUCACAUAAUAAUUAUUGUUGUUAAUACUUCGCGUCGGCUCCUUAUAAUACGACCUACGUACAAUAACUACAGUCGUCGUUCGUCAUGUUGAUGUCUGGUGCAAUGACCAAUCCGGACACUAGCCUGUUGGGUACGGCCGAGGGUCUGGUCGGUAGCCUGGCCAGCCUAACUGCGGUGCCCGGCACCGGCGGCGGUGGCGGCCAGCAAAAGGACACCACGUGGACCAAGUUGUUCGUCGGCGGACUGCCGUACCACACCACCGACAAGUCGCUGAGGGACCACUUCGCUGUGUACGGCGACAUCGAAGAGGCAGUCGUCAUCACGGACAGGCAGUCCGGAAAGAGCAGGGGCUACGGAUUUGUGAUUAUGGGAGACAGACCCGCGGCUGAGAGGGCGUGCAAAGAACCGAACCCAAUCAUCGACGGACGGAAGGCCAACGUGAACUUGGCCAUAUUGGGAGCAAAACCUCGAGGAAAUUUACAGCCAGCGUUUGCUUUUCCAAGUAUUAGAGCUGGAUACUCUGCUGUGAUACCUAGCCAAUUUGGGGUGCAGCCGAGCUACCUGUACCAAGCUGGUCAAGCGGCCAGCGCGGCGUACUUAGGUGGCGGUGGCGUCAUGCCACUGGCCCCAACGCACGCCGCGGCGAUGGCCGCGGCCACAUCGCAGUUUUACGAGUACCAAAACGCCGCCGCGGCCGCAGCAGCCGCAGCGGCCCUGUCGUCCUAUCCGUCGCAGUACGCCGCCGCGGCCGCGGCCGCUGCAUCGUUCGACCCGUACACAUCAGCAGCCGCAGGGGUCGCCAACUACGCGACGCCGUAUUCCUACGCCGCACUGCCCAGCAGUACUGCCGGUCUGCCGACAGCGGCCAGUUCGGCCAGCGCGUUCACCGGCCUGUCUCCGUACACCGCAGCUGCUGCCCAACAAGCGGCGUCGCUGCAAGAAGCACGGUUACAGUAGCAUUGUCAAUUCAAAGCAGCCCGUGCCCUCCGUCCUAGAUUACGAAUUUUUCAGAGUCAGGGACACCGGUAGUGUGUCGUCGUCGUCGUCGUCGUCAUUCUCGUCGACAGGCGAAACAAAAACAACAACAACAACAACAACAAAAACUUA
This is a messenger RNA of Diuraphis noxia (Russian wheat aphid), 1617 nucleotides long. RefSeq lists its product as uncharacterized. Lineage: Eukaryota; Metazoa; Arthropoda; Insecta; Hemiptera; Aphididae. Gene Ontology annotation, cellular component: nucleus; cytosol. The record is from RefSeq and is a predicted model, not a curated record. Gene Ontology annotation, molecular function: mRNA 3'-UTR binding.